Molecule: messenger RNA, 615 nt
Organism: Sclerotinia borealis F-4128
Lineage: Eukaryota; Fungi; Ascomycota; Leotiomycetes; Helotiales; Sclerotiniaceae
Source: the annotation of a GenBank genome assembly
AUGCUCUUCGGAAUGUUCUUCGCCUUUUGGCGAUUCUGCGAGAUCAUCACUCUGAUCCCCACAUUAGGAAUGCUCGCAUACUUUGUACACAUCUACGCCUCCAACAAUGCCCUAACCCCAAACUACAUCCUAGUACUCUUCAUCGUCUCAGUACUCGCCUGCGCCUGGGCCAUCGCAACCCUCUUCACCUACCACCGCACGCGCUCCAACGCCAUCUUCGUCUGCAUCAUCGAUCUCUGUUUCGUCGGGGCCCUCAUCGCCGGCGUCUACGAGCUACGCUUCAUCACGCACUCCAACUGCGCAUCUGUCAACACUGGCGCCGCCUACUAUAUUAAUUUCGGCGCCUGGGGCAAUGCCGAUGUUAAUGGUGUUAGUGUUAAAGUCGAUAAGACGUGUGCGAUGCUUAAGGCUUGUUUUGCGUUUGGCAUUAUGAAUUGUAUCUUUUUUGCAAUGACUAGUUUGCUGGCUUUUAUGGUGGGGGGUGGGGGUGGUGAGAGGAUGGGGGGCAGAAAUGAUAAGGUUUAUGUGAGGGAGACGCAUGUUACGAGGCAUGGGCAUAGGAGGAGUGGGAGUCAUAGGAGUAGAAGGAGCGAUCAUAGGAGGGCGUAUGUUUAG